GCUACCAGAUUCCCCCGCACGCCUCUCCUUCUCCUGCCCGGAGACUCCCAAUUCCCCACCCGCCCGCCGGCUUCCAACGACCCGCAUCCACCGCGGAUUCCGCCCGCGCCCGCCGCCAAUGCGAUGACCGCGCCGUGCCCGGGCGCCGCGGCCUUGCGCGGCCGCUGGGCGGCGCGCUCCCUCGCGGGGGCCUUCCUCGACCUCGCCCUCGCCUGGGCGUGCCUCUGCCUCGCCGCGCUGCUCGCCGCGGCCGCCCGCGUCCUCGCCCUCCCGGGCCUCCCGCUCCCCUGCACCUGCGCGCGCCCGCACCUCCCCUGCCUCCUCGCCUUCCUCGCGCGCUACCCGCCGCGCGCCCUCGCCUCCGUCCACGCCGCCCUCCGCGCCCGCUUCCCCUUCGCCACCGGCCCUGCCGACGACGCCAAGGAGGAGGAGCCCGCCCGCCUGGCCGCCGACGCGGAGAGCGCGGAUCCGGGGGCGCCCCGCGAGGAGGCGCGCGCCGAGCUGCAGCGGGAGCUCGAGAAGGAGCGCAGCGCCGCGGCGUCCGGGGCCGAGGAGGCCAUGGCCAUGAUGCUGCGCCUGCAGAAGGAGAAGUCCGCGCUCGAGAUCGAGGCCCGCCAGCAGCGCCGCACCGCCGACGAGCGCUGCGCCUUCUACGAGGACGAGGUCGAGGAGCUCCGGGACAUCGUGCUCGUGCGCGACCGGGAGGCCCGCGCGCUGCGCAAGGAGGUGGACGCCUACCGCCACCUCCUCGGGCUCGGACCCGCCGAGGAGGAGGAGGAGGAGGACGACGACCAGGAGAUGGUCACGCCGCACAGCAUGCUCAUGUCCGAGGGAGAGCCCAGCUCGUCCAGGUCGGUCGACGCCACCCGGAUGCAGCGGCUGGGGAACGAUUCGGGGUUCAGCUUCAAGACGCCCUUCUUUCGCGAGCAACCGGUGCCGCGGCCGGUGAUUGGGGAUCGUGGCAACGGGGGAAGCGAGGACAACGUCGCUGUUCAGACGCCCGCCAAAGCUCACGGCACUCAAUCAAGGCUGGAGCUGAGCAGCACUGAGGAUGAGGAUGGGGCAGAGACCGAGGAUGAUGGUGCGGAGACGGUGGAAAUACUCCCCCUGUCUGCCCGGAGCCAAGAUUUGGAUCAACCUGGUGAUUUCCAAGCUGAUGGUAUGGAAUCUACCAAGGAACAGACAGCUCAUCAAUUUCAGGAGGUAGCCUGUGCGGGUAUAGACAAGAUUGAUCGUGAUCAUACGGGAAGUGAGAAUGAUGCAAGUGUCUAUGAUGUGCAUGUAGUUGAUGAUAUAUGCUUCUCCACAGAAGUUAAGGGCUUGAUUGGUCGGAGCUUCUCAGAUGCAACAAUGCAAGCAGAGAAAUUACAGACUCGAGUUGCGGCUGAUGAUCUCCUUGGGAAAAGUCUGAAUGCCAUUAAAGGUGCACAAGACAAGAUAAGGCAUGCAGCAAGUGAAAGGAGACAGUCAUUACAGUUGCAACUCUUAGAGGAUAUAGCUAAUCAACUUCAAGGAAUCAAAGAUGCUGCAGAAGCAGGGCGACACAUGUACUGUGCUACUCCCAAAAGCUCCAAGAAAAGCUAGGAGAGGCAUUCUGUUUCACCAAAACACGAUUGGUUGUGUAAAUAUUGUUUUGGAUUUGUAGUCUAGUUCACUGAUUUGUUUGUUCAUCAAGUUUUCUUGUUGUUUUAAGUAAAUUUGGAUAAUUUUUUUGUACAUGUAUAUAAACAAACAGGGGAUCCAUUUUGUUGCUUGUAACCGUCUGAUGUAUGUGUGCUGCGAACUGUAUUCGUUUCCUA
Panicum virgatum (switchgrass) is the source of this 1799-nucleotide messenger RNA. RefSeq lists its product as uncharacterized. The transcript has 3 exons. NCBI's taxonomy places the organism in Eukaryota, Viridiplantae, Streptophyta, Magnoliopsida, Poales, Poaceae. The coding region runs from base 124 to 1584 and encodes 486 amino acids. The record is from RefSeq and is a predicted model, not a curated record.